Messenger RNA from Knipowitschia caucasica, 252 nucleotides. Lineage: Eukaryota; Metazoa; Chordata; Actinopteri; Gobiiformes; Gobiidae. The record is from the annotation of a GenBank genome assembly.
AUGGAGAUGAAUGCUGAAGUGAUGUGCAGCGAUCCACAGAAAUGUUUGUUCACCAAAGGAUGGGUUGAGCUCCCCAAAGUGGAGAUACCGAGAAUUAAAGCUGAGUCCACCUCUAAAGUUGAAGGCUGGGGCAAUGACAUGUCUUCUUCUUCUACUUCACCAGACAUGUCUGUGACCAUCUCACUGUUUCUCAAGACUGGGACCAGCAUUCAAGAUCAUCUGCACGGAAUCACAGAAAGGCAUCAACCCUAA